Messenger RNA from Zingiber officinale, 1990 nucleotides. RefSeq names its product FRIGIDA-like protein 3. The transcript is spliced from 4 exons. Lineage: Eukaryota; Viridiplantae; Streptophyta; Magnoliopsida; Zingiberales; Zingiberaceae. The record is from RefSeq and is a predicted model, not a curated record. The coding region runs from base 152 to 1810 and encodes 552 amino acids.
UUGUUGUUAUUUAAAGGGGAAAGCAUCCGAGGACUUGCUUCCAUUCUUCACGCUCUCCUUCACUGCAUCGCCAUUUCGAUGGGAGGCUUCAGGCGGUGCUCCCGCUCGUCACUCCGCUGAUCCCUAGCGGCUGCUGAAUCUCUAGUCUGCUAUGGCUGAUACAAAGAUAGUUGCUACACUUAUUGAUUCUACUACUACAAAGAUACAGCAAUUACAUCAGGCAUUUGCUGAACUUGAGAGUCACAGUGCCAUUUCUCUGAACCUAAAAUGGAAAGAACUCGAAGAACAUUUUCAUGGCCUCGAGAAGUCUCUAAAGAAAAGGUUUGUUGAGUUGGAAGAUCAGGAGAAGGAAUAUGCUACACAGUUCAUGGAGACCCAAGAGAUGUUGGAGAAACGGAAGGCUACUGUUGUAGCCAAGGAGCUUUCGUCACUUGAUAAAUUACAGGAAAAGAGAGACGCUGCUCUUGCAGCUUUAUUUGACCAAUACAAAACCUGUUCCCCAGAACCCAUUGCUAAUGUCAGAGAUGCCAUGGCUGAUUCCGGAGAUACCGUAGCCGAUGUUAUUUCAGAAGAGAAAUGCUGUGUUACACCAGCUAAUUCUGGCUUAGAUGUGUGCUCUACAGAAAAUGGAAAUGCAGGCAGUGAACAUCCCUCAGAGCUGGUGAAACUCUGUGAAGAAAUGGAUGUGGAAGGAUUACAUAAGUUUGUCUCAGAUAAUAGGAAAAACUUAAAUUCCAUACGUGAAGAACUCCCAUUUGCACUUAAAAGUGCACCCAAUCCUUUCACUCUAGUUUUGGAUUCCCUAAACGGCUUCUACACCAGAGAGAAUCUUGGAUCAAAGAAGGAUGGGAACCUUUUGGGCCAGCGAAGGACUUGUCUCAUGUUAAUGGAAUCACUUGAACUGUUAUUGGCAGAUGGCAUACAAGAUUCAUUAUCAGAUAAGCAAAUAUUGACAUCAGAUAUCAAAGAAAAGGCAAAGGUAAUAGCCAAGGAAUGGAAGCUGAAAUUGGAUCACCUGGACAUUGAAGCCAGCAGUGGAAACUCAUUGGAAGCACAUGCAUUUCUUCAGCUUUUGGCUACUUUUGAUAUUAUCUCAGAAUUUGAGGAAGAUGAAAUCUGCAAACUAAUGCCAGCUGUUACACGACGCCGUCAAACUGUCGACUUGUGUCGUUCACUUGGUUUGUCACAUAAGAUGCUAGGUUUGAUUGAACUUCUUCAGAAUAGUGGGAGGCAAAUUGAGGCUGUUAAUCUUGCAUAUGCAUUUGAGCUUACAGAACAAUUCGCUCCAGUGCCAUUGCUGAAAGAGUAUCUAAAGGAGGCAAGAAGAGUAUCCCAGGUCAAAGCUGGAAGCAUGUCACCUGGAGCACAGAAUGAAAUGAAUGAACGUGAAUUAUCUGCUCUUAAAGCUGUCAUCAAAUGCAUUGAGGAACAUAAGCUCGAGGAGCAAUACCCAAUUGAUCCACUUCAGAAGCGCAUUGUACAGCUAGAGAAAGCAAAGGCUGACAAGAGGAGGGCUGCUGAAGCUGCAAAGCCCCAGUCCAAGAGGCCUCGUGCCGGCGGAAGCAUUUACAAUCCUCGUAUUACCAGCAUGCCUGACAAAAGCUUCUACCGGACACCGCCUGAGAGGUUUGCACACCCGUAUGACAGCCCCGAGCGGUUCUCUUACCCAUACGAUAGACAGUAUCUCUAUGCUGCUGAAAGUCAUCAACCUACUCUGAUGGGAUCGACUCCAUACACCGUCUCCUCUACGCAUACCCUGUACUACGGAAAUGCUCACCCAGUCCAGUACCAGACUGCUUAUUUGCACUAAUGGAGAAAGCCACAAUGACCAUGAUCUCGUCUAACUAUGAGCUUUUUAACCCACGGGGUCUUAUAUGUUAAUCAACUAAAUCUGCAUAACUAUAAGAUUUGUAUCUCUGUAUUAAUGUGUGUGUAACAUUUCCGACAUUAGAUAUUUUCCUUCUAAUGCCCCCAGUUUGAGUUUGUUUUA